AUGGCUGCAUUAAUUGGACAUUUAUCUGGAUUUGAUGGCAAUUCAGAAUCAUGGACAUGCUAUCAAGAACGUUUAGAGCAGUACUUUUUAGUAAAUGAAAUAGACGAUGAGAAAAAAGUUCCAGCUUUAUUAACUUUACUUGGAGAAAAAACUUACGGGUUACUUCGAAAUUUGACAUCACCGGACAAACCUUCAACACAGUCGUAUGACGAUCUUUGUGAAUUAUUGAAUAAACAUCUUAACCCAAAGCCAUUGAUUAUAGCUGAACGAUUUAGAUUUCACAAACGAAACCAAGCGGCGGGUGAAAGUGUAAAUGAUUAUGUAACUACACUGAGGAAAUUGGCAGAACAUUGCGAUUUCCAAGCCAGCCUAAACGAUACGUUAUGGGACCGCUUAGUUUGUGGACUUAAAGAUGAGCACAUACAGCAUAAACUAUUGUCGAUGGAAGACUUAAGUUUAAAGAAGGCUGUUGAAACAGCGGUUGCUAUGGAAACAGCAACGAGGGACGCCGCAGAACUUCAGUCGUUGACCGCAAGUGUAAAUAAGGUUGAGAAAAGGAAACCUUCGAGAAGAGUUAAACACAGGCCACGGCAAAAACCGGCGACCGCAAACUCGACCGGGAAACAAUACGGAAAAUGCAUUCACUGUGGUAAAGAUAAUCAUGCAUCUUUCAAAUGCCGAUUUAAGAAUGCCAUUUGCCAUGCAUGUAAUGCACAUGGACACAUAAAAAGUAUUUGUCUGAAAUCACGUGCACGAGACGUACAUGCCAUGAACAACGACGACGUUCCUGUGAUGAGUAUAAAUUCUGUGGCCAAAGGUUCGAGCAGGAAAAUCACCAUCACACCAGAAAUAGACGACAGACCUAUACAAAUGGAAGUCGAUACGGGCUCAGCUGUUUCUCUGAUGUCAAGAGAAGAGUUCCAGAAGUGUUUUGGAAAUGUUACAUUGGAUAAGCCCACAUCAGUGUUAAAGACAUAUUCUGGUGAAGAAAUACAGCAAGCCGGAACAAAACUGGUAAAUGUAAGAUACAAUGGACUGUCAAAAUCGCUGAAACUGUGUAUUGUCAUGGGCAACAGUCCCGCAUUGUUUGGACGGGACUGGAUGAAUGAAAUUGUAUUGGACUGGUCACGUAUUGUACAUGUGAAUUCAAUUGAUGAUCACUCAACACAAACACGUAUAACCGAUAUUAUGAAGCGAUAUGAGUCAGUGUUUUCCGACGGUAUCGGGAAAGUUAAAGAUAUUAAAGCAACGCUAUCUGUCAAAGAGAAUGCUUCACCGAAAUUCGUAAAAGCUAGGCCAGUACCAUAUUCGUUAAAGCCGAAAAUAGAAAAGGAAUUAGACAUCCUAGAAGAACAGGGCAUUAUUACGAAAGUGAAUACAUCAGAAUGGGCUACACCUAUUGUGCCCGUUGUUAAAUCUUCGGGAGGAGUUAGAAUUUGUGGAGAUUUCAAAGUCACCGUAAAUCAAGUUAUAAAUGUAGAUAAAUACCCACUUCCGAGAAUAGAGGGCAUUUUCGCGAAUUUGGCAAAUGGAAAGAAAUAUUCAAAGUUGGAUUUACGCCAAGCAUAUCUUCAAUUGGAGUGCGAUGACAAAACAAAAGAAAUGUUAACGAUUAACACUCACAAAGGUCUAUAUUCUUAUAAUAGAUUGACAUAUGGAGUAUCAUCAGCACCUGCAAUAUGGCAAUUAAAGAACAAUUGA
Ruditapes philippinarum (Manila clam) is the source of this 1701-nucleotide messenger RNA. RefSeq lists its product as uncharacterized. Lineage: Eukaryota; Metazoa; Mollusca; Bivalvia; Venerida; Veneridae. The transcript has a single exon. The record is from RefSeq and is a predicted model, not a curated record. Bases 1 to 1701 code for a protein of 566 amino acids. Gene Ontology annotation, molecular function: zinc ion binding; nucleic acid binding.